Babesia bovis T2Bo is the source of this 1757-nucleotide messenger RNA. RefSeq lists its product as uncharacterized. Lineage: Eukaryota; Apicomplexa; Aconoidasida; Piroplasmida; Babesiidae. The transcript is spliced from 2 exons. The record is from RefSeq and is a predicted model, not a curated record. Bases 59 to 1726 code for a protein of 555 amino acids.
GUAUAAUAUAUUUAAAUCCCUAUGCGGUAGGUGUGUAACAUCACAAGGCGCUGUAACGAUGGCGAAUGUGCAGCUUGACGGCAUCUGCCGUAACCUGAGAUCCACUUUAGAGGACACGGAUGCUCUGUACAAGAGUAUACAGAUGGGCAUGACCAAGGCACCUGUGCAGAAAAAGCCAGUGCCAAGAUCGAGGCUUACCAAAUCAUGGAUUCCUCCAAUGACCGAGCCUUGUCAAUCGGAAGUAGUCGCGCCCGCUCAUAAGAGCGUUCAUUUUCCUAGAGUCACCAAGGAUGUGCAGCAGAAAACCGAUUACAUGACAAUGGCUGCCAAGAGUGACUUCUUUAGGUCACUCAAUGUAGACCUUGAUGGCUGGAGUGAAUCCCAACGCAAGGUAUUCUACAAUGUAGUUUCUGCCGCUGAGCGCCACAUGCACGCUGAGAGUGAGCGUUUGCAGCGGGAGUACUCCUUACAGCUGGAGUCCAAAUUGCAGAACAUUCGUAGCGAGAUGUCGCAGGCGCACAGCUCAGUAGUAGCCGAAGUAUCAGAGCUCAGGGUCGACAAGGAACGCCUAGCUUUCGACGAGGUUGAGAACAGGCGCCGUUCAAAGUUGAUGCAGGACAGUUUACAGCGUCUCCAGAAGUCCUACGACAGCUUAAUGGAGGAGUGUAAUGCCAAAUCUAGUGAGAUCAUUAGGUUAAAUUCCACCUUGGGUGCUACUGAACGCUCAUUUAUCAACUUCAAGCAAAGGGUGAUAGAGCUUGAGGGUGACUUAAACGAACGGGUCCAGCAGAUUGACCGCUUGCACGAUGAGGUGGCCACUGCCUACAAACAGAUGGAAACCGCCAGCAGCAACUACGCCAAGUGUGAGCGUAACCUGGCAUCUACUAAAACCGAGCUUAAAUCCACACAGGACCAGUUAUCAGAUGCUCGUCUCGAGAUUGAGUCCAUGCAGUUAGCAGCACAACUGGCCAAUAACGAGAAGUGCGCCCUAGAAUCCAAGCUGCGUGCCCUUGAAAAGGAGAUUUCUGAGCUAUCUGCUGAGCGAUACAAACUGGAAACCCAUGUAUCUACCUUGGAAAACGGCACUAUAAUAUCGCUAAAGGAGCAGUGCAAGCGUUUAGAGGAACAACGUAAUUUAGCACGUGUUGAGACCGCUACGUGUGACAAGCGUCAGGAGUUAGCUCAAACGCGUCGUGAGCUAGAAUCGGUUCAAUACCAAUGCGAGCAGCUAUCAGAGGACAACCGUGUGUUGCGUCGCGAGAACACUGGCUUGUCACGACAACUUGACGAUUUGAAGCAAAGGUUUAAGGAUUGUGAGAAUGAGUUGUUCCAACUCAAGUGCCAGGCACAUGUGAUGAAGCAACGUGGUUAUGUCCCCGUGAAGCAAACUGACUGCACCAUUGAUGCUCCAGGGUCACCAGCUACUAAAGAGCCUUUACCAACCGAGAACACAAAGCCAGCUUAUCGUGAUAUAUUCGCCCCUACGAUGUUUGACUGCCCUGAUGCCGAGACUCAGGCUAAGAUCGACUCCCUGGAGUCUGAGUUAACGAGUCUCUAUAUAGAGAAGGAUCGCAUGGUAUCGGAGAUGACUCGGUGCAAGGUUGAGCCGAAAUCACCGGCUCUUGAGCGCCGUAGGUUCCACCUAUUGGAACAGGAGCUAGCUGACACGAAUCAGCGCAUACACGAGAUUACCGAGAGCAUACGUAAGCUCCAGGUGCCUAUAUAACUAAAAUUAAUUUGUAUCAGUACGUUUUGAC